Messenger RNA from Sesamum indicum (sesame), 2761 nucleotides. Its product is annotated as glycosyltransferase BC10. Gene Ontology annotation, cellular component: membrane. Gene Ontology annotation, molecular function: glycosyltransferase activity. The record is from RefSeq and is a predicted model, not a curated record. NCBI's taxonomy places the organism in Eukaryota, Viridiplantae, Streptophyta, Magnoliopsida, Lamiales, Pedaliaceae.
GAUUGGAAGGUAUGAACUAGGAACUGUUGACUCACAGCACAGGAAAUAUUCUGUUCAUUCAUGAUUUAGGGAAUCUAAUGCCAUGUUUAACACCAAAAAUAUUGAAUUUCCAUGCCAUAAUACUACAAAAGAACAAACAAAUUCUUUUCCUUUUCUAAAAAUUGUUCAGAAGUCUUUCUAUGUACAAAAGUUGACUAUCUUGUGCUAAACUUGCCUUUUCAAUCCAAGGACUAUAUGACAUGGAUAGGAAAUUGACCCCUUCUCAUUCCUUUUUCCUUUUCUUUUUCUUUCUUGAGUAAACGAUUGGAUAAAAUAUUUCAUGGAGGGUGUCAAUAGUAUGCAAUUUAUAAUCAAUUAAUUAACUAUGAUAAAAUAUAUAAAUCAUUACAUUAAAAGAAAUUAAUCAUCAGUAGUAUUUGUAAGUAUUAAUUAACCAAUCAAACUUUAAAAAUAGGCACAAAAAUACAUAUCAAAACCAAAACCUUUUGAAAUCUCAACUUUUAUGAGAUGAGAUGUGAAUCCUACACAAAAUUAACGAGUGUAAUAUCUAUACUAUAAAAACUUUUUGUUGUAUUAAUUUUUGAAUAUUUAAAUUUUCAUUUAUUUUCUUAAAAAAAUAAGUCUUAAUAUUAAUUUUCAUACUUUUCAUAUACCCACGAUCACAAUUUAUGUUUUCUGUCUCACCCCACUUCAUUUCUUCUUCCCUCACACACGUUUGUUUCUUUUCAUGAUUGUUUUUUAUAUGCUCAUGAAAUUUGUGUUGUGCAAUCAUUGUAUAUGUAUAUAUUUAUAUCAAAACUAGAAGUUAAAGAGUUCCAACACUAAUUAAGAUAAUCACGAAUGAUUUUAGGUGUAAUUAAUUGGUUGUUUUCCUAAUUAUAACAACCCUAAUUUAGAGAAUAGGUUGCCCAUAUCAGAAACCGGCUACACCCUCACCAAUUUCCUACAUAAAUAUACGAAUACAAACUAUAACAUAUCCAACUCCUUUCCAAUCCCAUUGAACUUUAGCUGUCAUUGCCAUCCGCACGCAUUCUUCAAUUAAGCAUAAACACCCGCACCACAAUCCGUAGAGCUCUUUUCCUCUGUCGGUCCCCUCACAAUUUCCCGCUCUCUUCUCUUAUUCAAAUCUGACGAGUACAAAUCUAUAUCUCUCUCUCUCUCUCUCUCUCGUGAGCGAAGAUUGUGGAGUUUAGUACAGAGAAAGAGCUGCUAUUAGAUGUUGCGGAGGAUGGUGUUGACUUUCGUACGCUAAAAACAGGGGUACCCGGGUUGGAAUCUUGAUCGUUUAUGAAAGUUUCAUGCAGUUCAGGUAUUGGGAUUUGGUUGUUGUUGAGGAGGAUUGAACUCCUUUGUUGAGAUUUUGAGAGGGUUUUAUGCCGAAAGGUAGUAUAACCCGAAGGAAGAAACUGGAAAUAAUUCUUUAGAUGGAAUUAACGGUUGUACACAUGGAAGAUUGUAAAGAUCCUCUUGUGUUGAACAGGGCAGGGCAGACUAGGGUUUUGCCUCAAAGAUUGCUUCAGUUGCUUGUACUUUUCUUAUUCUUGUGUUUCAUCUUCUCUGCAGUUAGUACCCAUAUGAUUGGGUAUUUUGGAGUUUACAGUGCAGUGAAUCCGAUAAGGCCUAAUUUACUGCCCCCCGAUGGAGAACAACUGAUAAAUUUAGACCAAUGGAUUAAUCCACCAUCCACUUUGAUGCAUAAUAUGAGUGACAAGGAGUUGUUUGGGAGGGCAUCUGCUGUCCCCCGUUUGGAGAAGUAUCCGUUUAAGAGGGUUCCAAAAAUUGCAUUCAUGUUCUUGACUAAGGGACCAUUGCCGCUUGCUCCUCUUUGGGAGAGGUUUUUCAAGGGGAACGAAGGCCGGUAUUCGAUCUACAUUCAUUCGUUGCCUUCUUUUGAAGCUGAUUUCCCAUCUUCUUCUGUUUUUUACAAGAGACAAAUACCGAGUCAGGUGGCAGAAUGGGGGGAAAUGAGUAUGUGUGAUGCUGAGAGAAGACUACUGGCUAAUGCCUUACUUGAUAUUUUGAAUGAACGGUUCGUUCUGCUGUCCGAAUCGUGCAUUCCCCUCUACACCUUUACCAUGACCUACGACUACAUCAUGAGAUCCAAGUUUAGCUUCAUGGGCGCAUUUGACCAACCAGGCCCACAUGGAAGAGGACGAUACAACGAGAACAUGUUGCCCGAGGUUAACAUCACCAUAUGGCGCAAGGGAUCUCAAUGGUUCGAGAUCAACAGAAAGCUCGCCCUCUAUGUUGUUGAAGACACCAAAUUCUACCCGAAAUUUAAUGAGUUCUGUCAACCGGCAUGUUAUCCAGACGAGCACUACUUUCCGACUAUGCUGACUAUUAAAGCCGCGAAUCUCUUGGCAAAUAGAAGCAUAACGUGGGUGGACUGGUCGAGGGGCGGGGAUCAUCCAGCUAUGUUUGGUGGUGCAGACAUAACCGAGGAAUUCAUGGAGAGAGUCUAUGGAGGUCAUAGCUGCUUAUACAAUGAUCAGCCUUCUUCUAUUUGUUAUCUGUUUGCUAGGAAGUUCUCUCCUAGUGCCUUGGAAGCUUUGCUGUUGCUAGCACCAAAGUUUCUAGGUUUUUAGAUAGCAAACAUUACCUUUGCUCUUUUCUGUUUUUUUUUUGUGGUGAGUAGAUGUAACGAAAAUGAAAGUAGGAACCAUUUAAGUUACAUGGGAGAACAAUGAACUAGGUUCUUACAAUUGUAGUUCUAUUCUUUUACAUAUAGUUGAAUAUACACUACAAGUCUUGAUCUUCUCAA